Papaver somniferum (opium poppy) is the source of this 996-nucleotide messenger RNA. Its product is annotated as probable serine/threonine-protein kinase PBL7. The record is from RefSeq and is a predicted model, not a curated record. Gene Ontology annotation, molecular function: protein kinase activity; ATP binding. The coding region runs from base 1 to 996 and encodes 331 amino acids. The transcript has 6 exons. Gene Ontology annotation, biological process: protein phosphorylation. Lineage: Eukaryota; Viridiplantae; Streptophyta; Magnoliopsida; Ranunculales; Papaveraceae.
AUGGAAGCAGAACAAGCUGAAUUUCGGUGUGAUGCAGGUUUUCGUGUCUUCGAAUCCAGAGAGCUAACUGUCGCCACUGAUAAUUUCAGUCCAGGACGUGUAUUAAAUGAAGGAAAAUUAGGACGAGUGUAUAAGGGAAUUCUCAAAGACGGACAGGAAGUUGCUGUGAAAAGGUUUGCUAAGCAGACAGAUUUGUGGGGAGAGGUUCGAAUGCUCAGCUGCCUGGACCAUCCUAACCUUGUCAAGUUGAUAGGUUACUGUGACGAAGGGAAAGAUCAUAUGAUUGUUUGUGAAUAUAUGCCUUUACGAUCGCUGAAUCUUCAUUUACAUGACAUUAAACCUGGAAAAAAGCCUCUAGACUGGAAGACUAGGAUGAAGAUAGCAGAAGGUGUUGCUAGGGCUUUAGAAUAUUUGCAUCAUGGAAUGGAUCCUCUUAUAAUCUACAAUUGCCUGGAAGUAUCCAAAAUUUUACUAAAUGAAAAUUAUAAUCCAAAGCUGUCAGAUUUCGGUUGUGCAGAAAUUGCUAUUCCAGUGGAUCACUGCAGGGUCCGUACAAAGCCGGCAGUUGGUUAUGUUAGUCGAGAGUAUACUACGACUCGCAACAUCACUUCGAAAUCUGAUGUCUACUGUUUUGGUGUUGUUUUGCUUGAGUUGAUCUCUGGGCAGAAAGCAUUUGAUGCAACCAGAAACGGAGAGCGAGAUAUUGUUGCAUGGGCACGGCCAAUGCUCAGGGACAAACAAGCUGAAUUUCGGUGUGAUGCAGGUGUUCGUGUCUUCAAAUUGAGAGAGCUUAUUGUCGCCACUGAUAAAUUCAGUCCAGGACGCGUAUUAAAUGAAGGAAAAGUAGGACGUGUGUAUAAGGGGAUUCUCAAAGACGGACAGGUAAGAGUUGUUAAUUAUCUACCCUUUGCAAGCUUAGAGCAACCACAGUCACGACCAAAUUUGAGGACUACACCCAAAUUUGGUCACAGAGUAAGCCGCAGUGGAAGGGACUAA